Xiphias gladius (swordfish) is the source of this 2007-nucleotide messenger RNA. It is a transcript of the gene echdc3, whose product is annotated as enoyl CoA hydratase domain containing 3. Gene Ontology annotation, cellular component: mitochondrion. Lineage: Eukaryota; Metazoa; Chordata; Actinopteri; Istiophoriformes; Xiphiidae. The transcript is spliced from 6 exons. The record is from RefSeq and is a predicted model, not a curated record. Gene Ontology annotation, molecular function: hydro-lyase activity. The coding region runs from base 487 to 1269 and encodes 260 amino acids.
UCCGUAGCCGCUAUUUAGCCCUCGGAGGGCGAACUAGCUUAAACGUUGAGCGACAAACGACGCGUCUCGCAUGUUGAGUUGCACCCGACGCAGAAGUUCAGCAUCUUAGAGUCAAUUUCGGCAUAAAUGUUGCUCCAGCGAGAGGCACGGCUUUGUAAUAAAGGGGUCACAGACCGGAUGCCACCUCCCGCCGUCGCCCUCGGCAGGCUCAAGGUUGUUUUCGGCUGAGUGACAGCGUGAGACAGGGUGGUGCAAAGCGCCAGGAGCCAGGAGCCACAAGGCCCUCUGAACAUUUGCUGUUGGUGCCCUGUACUACUUCAUAUAAAGUCCCGUCGAGGGUUUUAAUCUAUGGAAAUGUGUCCUAAUUUAUGAUCUUAUUUCGCUAAGUAUCAAAUCUUUGUGCGCAGAGUAUGUGAUCUAGUAAAUUCAGCCAUUGGAUAAACCUCUAAACAAAAUGUAUAAUAUCUGUGUUGGAGAGUUAAAACAAUGAAGUCCUCCAAAGUGAAAAUAAUCAGGAGGAUAAUACUGAACAAUCCCAAGAAGAGGAAUGCUCUGUCCUUGUCCAUGCUGGAGUCCCUCAGAGAGAACAUCGUGACUGAUGUAGCCAGCGAAGAUCUCAGAGUUAUCAUCAUAUCAGCCGAAGGUCCAGUGUUUUCCUCCGGACACGACCUGAAGGAGCUGACGUCGGCUCAGGGCAGAGAAUAUCACACAAAGGUGUUUCACACCUGUGCAGAGGUCAUGACUCUGAUACAGGACGUGCCCGUUCCGGUGAUCGCCAUGGUGAACGGUGUCGCCACGGCGGCCGGUUGCCAGCUCGUCGCCAGCUGUGACAUUGCCGUGGCGACGGAGAAGUCCACCUUCGCCACUCCGGGUGUCAACGUGGGUCUGUUCUGCUCGACGCCGGCGGUGGCCAUCGGCAGAGCUGUGCCGAGGAAGGUUGCCAUGGAGAUGCUGUUCACAGGAACUCCCAUCUCAGCCCAUGAGGCUCUGCUUCACGGUUUGGUCAGUAAGGUGGUGCCAGAAGAGCGACUGGAGGAGGAGACAUUGGCCAUUGCCCGGCGGGUGUGUCAGGCUAGCCGGCCUGUCGUCGCCCUCGGCAAAGCCACUUUCCAAAGACAAAUGGCUCAAGGCCGAGACGCAGCUUACGCCACCGCCUCCAAAGUGAUGGUCGACAACCUGGCUCUGAGAGACGGACAGGAGGGGAUCCGGGCCUUCCUGGAGAAACGCAAGCCAGUCUGGAGCCACAAAGCAGAAAACGCCCACGACUGAUGGCGCGCUGGACAGAUCGCUUCAGUGAUGGAGUUAUUAUCCCAACUCAUGGUACUCAUGGUUUCAACUCGCUGGUGUGGAAUAAUUAGCACCAGCCCCGAGUCAAUGGUAGAGCUACGCGACCGUUAAAAUGUAGACGUGUAAUUUGCAAGAUGACAAGGAUUGACGUCUGAAUUGUCGACUUCAUCUUCCCUGAGGAUUUCCUCAUUGUUGCUGAGACUCCAGACAAGUAGCUGAACCACCGUGUGCCUUAAAAGCCGCAUUGUGGAGAUGACAGGGAAAUAGGCUGUAAUCAUCCAGAGGACUCAGGAUGAUUGACGACAUAAUGGACCCAUAAAGCUAAAUAAUGCUGCUCUAUGUACAGUAUUUGUCUAAUGUUAAAUGAAAUAAAUAGGCUUACAAAUUGGCAGGAGUUUGUUUGAUCGUCCAGGGUUCCGGAAAUAAAAGUCUACGUAUUUUUCUGCGUAUACAAUGUCAGGUGACUGUCAGUUUGGGCUCUUCGGAAGGGUUUGGAUGGACAUGAAAAUCGUCUGUUUGGAUCCUCAGCACAAAAGAUAAACAACUGUCUUAGAGAACAUUUGGUUCUUUGAUCAAUCUCAAAGGUACAAGCAAGCACAAAGUAAGGAGAAACAUUAACUACAACUCCCAAGGUGCAUUUCAUCAUUACACAUCCAACCACUGAGUUAAAAAAAAUGUGGGGAAACAGAAAAAUUAUUAUUAAAUUUUGAAUGAAUUGUC